AUGGCAUCGCCACCGCAACUACCGGCUCCACCGCCGAUGACAAACGCAUUUGCAUUAACACCACACAAAGUCUCCGUUUGUUUACUUCUUCAAACCUAUGCAUUACCAGCUCAAACAACACCACCGUUCCCUUUCUCUUCUGUCUCUCAGCACAACCGUCUUGGGCUCUACUUAUUAGCCCUCAUAAAGUCUUAUGAUGAUAUAUUGGAGCCAAAACUAGAGGAGUUAUUGAAUCAAUUGAAGGAGAUUAGUGGGUCGUUGGGACAUUGGUUGAUAGAUCAUUUGACAAGCAGGUUAUCAUCUUUAUCAGCGCCUGAUGAUUUAUUUAGCUUCUUUACUGAAAUGAGAGGGGUACUUGGAGGAUUGGAUUCAGUUGUGAUGGAAGAUAAUCAAGUUAUUUUGGACCCAAAUAGCAAUCUGGGAUUGUUUCUCCGUCGUUGCAUUCUCACAUUUAAUCUCUUAUCUUUUGAGGGUUUGUGCCAUCUUUUGACGAAUAUUGGGAGUUAUUGUAAAGAAGCCAUGUCAAGUUGCAUGCCAUAUGAGACACGUCUUUUAGAUGAGUCUAGUAAUGAUUUGGAGACAUCAUCAGAAUAUGAGAACAUGGACUUGGAGAAUUUUGUGUUUGGAAAAGUUAAUGAAGAAAUUGAAGCAAGGAAACAGGCCAGUGAAAGAGUUCCUUUUCACCUUCAUGGGCCUAAAGCACUUUCUGGAUUGGUUGAAGAUUUUGAGAACAAUAAAUCAAAACUUGCAGAUAUUGAGGUUGUUGCAGAUCUAAGUUUCAAACAUGGCGACAAACAUGGAGAAACUAGUGCAUAUGUACAUCCGCCAGGAAAUGAAUUGAGAGAUGUUGACCCCUGUGGGGAGAUAUUCCUAAGAACAAACUGGCAGGUACAAGGUUACUUAAUGGAGCAAGCAGAUGCAAUUGAAAAGCAUGGCAGUGCUUUCUCUUUAAAUUCUUUUGAGCUUGUUUUGAGGCAGAUUAAAAAAUUGGCACCUGAGCUGCAUCGUGUUCACUUCUUACGAUAUUUGAACAGCCUGUAUCAUGAUGAUUAUUUUGCUGCUUUGGAGAAUAUUCAUCGCUACUUUGAUUAUAGGUCUCCACUCGGGAAUUCCAGUGGCAUCAUGGUUUGGGGGCCUUACAAGGACCAUCUCCUGAUACAUGUUAUGCCUUGCAAUAGUUGGGAGAAGCAAAGUUAUUUACGAACUAGGGAUAUGAGAACAUGCUAUUACUUAGUGUACAGUGGGUUGGGUUUCUCCAAUCUGGGUGAAGGUUUUCUUCUUACUGCACUUGGAGCCGAGGGAUUUGAUUCAGUUCCGUCUUCUUCUGGGUUCAAUGGCUCUGGAAGAUAUGAGAUUGGUCUGAUAUGUUUGGGGAUGAUGCAUUUGCACUUUGGGCAUCCUAAGCAAGCUUUACAAGUUUUAACUGAAGCAGUUCGUUUUUCUCAACAGCAAAGUAAUGAGAGUUGUCUUGCAUACACUUUAGCAGCUAUUUGCAAUGUAUUGUCUGAAUUUGGUAGCUCAAGCUCAGCAGGAAUACUUGGAACAUCUUUCUCACCUAUUACCAGCAUGGACACUUCAUUGUCUGUUGGGCAACAAUUGUUUGUUCUCUUGAGGGAGUCCCUGAAGAGAGCAGAAAGUUUAAAGCUGAAACGAUUGGUUGCUUCUAAUCAUCUUGCCCUGGCCAAGUUUGAUUUACUGGUGAGAAUGGGAAUCACUAGACUUUUGUCUUAG
Molecule: messenger RNA, 1731 nt
Organism: Dovyalis caffra
Lineage: Eukaryota; Viridiplantae; Streptophyta; Magnoliopsida; Malpighiales; Salicaceae
Source: the annotation of a GenBank genome assembly